Messenger RNA from Umbelopsis ramanniana AG, 1467 nucleotides. RefSeq lists its product as uncharacterized. Bases 1 to 1467 code for a protein of 488 amino acids. Gene Ontology annotation, biological process: transmembrane transport. Lineage: Eukaryota; Fungi; Mucoromycota; Umbelopsidomycetes; Umbelopsidales; Umbelopsidaceae. Gene Ontology annotation, cellular component: membrane. The transcript has 3 exons. The record is from RefSeq and is a predicted model, not a curated record. Gene Ontology annotation, molecular function: transmembrane transporter activity.
AUGGAUCAAACCGAAACACCUGAAAAGAUUGAUAUCUCGGAACUUAGUCAAGUCGACACUAAGGACUCUGAAGCAGCCAGAGAAGACGACAAAAUCAUCGCAAGACGACUUUUGUGGAAAAUAGAUUUGAGAAUAUUACCAAUUCUUACAUUGCUCUACAUUUUUGCUGCCAUGGAUCGUUCUGAUCUAGGAAACGCUCAAGUUGCAGGCAUGCAAAAGGACCUCGGUGCCACAUCAAAAGAAUGGACCCUUGUAGCUUCUCUAUUUUACGUUGGAUACAUUGUUGCGCAGCCCAUCGGUACUCUGUAUUUACGACGAAUCAACCCGCCUGUCAUUUUCUCGUUCGCCUGUUGCCUUUGGGGUGUUCUUACAAUACUUAUGCUUACAACCAAAAACUACGGGCAAGCCACAGCGAUUAGAGUGCUUAUAGGCCUGUCUGAAGGUCUCUUGCAGGCUGCCCCUCUAUAUUUAUCUCUCUGGUACAAAGGAUCAGAACUUGGAACCCGUGGAGCUAUCUUCUUCUCUGUUUCAUCAUUGGCUGGCGCUUGCAAUGGACUGAUAGCUUACGGUCUUGAGAGCAACUUCUCCAACAAACCACCAUUCGCACCAUGGCAGUGGUUGUUUCUCAUCGAAGGAAUCAUGUCUACUGGUUUUGCCUUUAUUGUACUACUGUUGCUGCCACCUGUCCCUGAGAAUGUACGCUUUGGUUUCACCGCUGACGAGAAGCGACUUGCCAUCGCUCGCUCAGUAGAAGCAUACAAUACCGUGGACGCUAAAAUCGACAAAGGUCAAAUAAUCGCCAUCUUCAAGCAACCUUUGAUCUACAUUUUCAUGGCUGCAUAUAGUGGUACCAUUGUAUCCUUAGGCUCCAUGAGCAACUUUAUGCCAUCGAUUGUACAAGGAAUGGGUUACUCCAGUGUAAACGCCCAGCUCAUGACAGUACCUGUCUAUGCUGUUGCUUUUGUUUCCACAAUAUUUUUCGGGCACUUAUCGGAUCGACUACAAAUUCGUGGCCCCCUUGUGGUCUGCCUGACUGCCUUUGCCGUGGUGGGAUAUCUCAUUGUCCUCAUCGUUCGUACAUCGGAUAUAACCCGGUACAUUGGCCUUUGCUUAAUUGCUCUUGGCAUAUAUCCAUGCGUUCCAAUCAUCCUCACUUGGUCCAACGUCAAUAUCAUUGGUUUCACUCGACGUGCGACAGCCAUUUCAACAAUCAAUAUGGUUGCACAAGUUUUCGCCAUAGUUGCAAAUCUUCUGUUUACUGAACCGCCGUACUAUGUCAACGGCAUAGCCUUCGUGCUCGCUUUUAUGUUCUUGUCCAUGUCGUCAUCCUUGAUAGGUAUAUUCUAUUUGCGUUCUCAAAAUAAGAAAAAGAGAGCAGCUCAGAAUACUCCUGAAGCAAGCGUGAACAGAGACAAAAGCUUUGAGGAAAUCGGUAAUGCUCAUCCCGACUUCUUUUUCACACUAUGA